This is a messenger RNA of Arabis nemorensis, 495 nucleotides long. Lineage: Eukaryota; Viridiplantae; Streptophyta; Magnoliopsida; Brassicales; Brassicaceae. The record is from the annotation of a GenBank genome assembly.
AUGAAUCGGGAGAAGUUGAUGAAGAUGGCUAACACUGUCCGCACUGGCGGAAAGGGAACCGUAAGAAGAAAGAAGAAGGCUGUGCACAAGACCAAUACAACUGAUGACAAGAGGCUCCAAAGCACCCUGAAGAGGAUUGGAGUUAAUUCAAUUCCAGCAAUUGAAGAAGUUAACAUCUUUAAGGAUGAUGUUGUUAUUCAGUUCAUCAACCCUAAGGUUCAAGCUUCAAUUGCUGCGAACACAUGGGUAGUUAGCGGUUCUCCUCAGACCAAAAAAUUGCAAGAUAUCCUUCCUCAGAUUCUCAGCCAACUCGGACCAGACAACAUGGACAACCUGAAGAAGCUAGCAGAGCAGUUCCAGAGACAAGCUCCUCCUGGUGAAGGUAAUGCCUCUGCAACUAUUCAAGAGGAGGAUGACGACGAUGAUGUCCCCGAUCUUGUAGUUGGAGAGACAUUCGAAGCUGCUGCUGAAGAGAAAGUAGCUGCUUCUUCUUAG